Messenger RNA from Cokeromyces recurvatus, 592 nucleotides. RefSeq lists its product as uncharacterized. Gene Ontology annotation, molecular function: mRNA binding; metal ion binding. Bases 77 to 511 code for a protein of 144 amino acids. The record is from RefSeq and is a predicted model, not a curated record. The transcript is spliced from 2 exons. Lineage: Eukaryota; Fungi; Mucoromycota; Mucoromycetes; Mucorales; Mucoraceae.
UUUUUUUUCUUUUUCUUUUUGGUCUCGUUUGUGUUUUAUUUAUUUAUUUAUUUAUUAUAUCUUCUUCUUUUAUAAUAUGAGCUCGUUAAAUAAAGAUCAGCUCUAUAAAACUGAGUUAUGUAGAAAUUGGCAAGAAAUCGGUGAAUGCAGGUAUGGGAAAAAAUGUAGAUUUGCUCAUGGUCAAGAAGAGCUUCGAUGUGUAAAGCGUCAUGUACGAUACAAGACACAAAUUUGUCGAACCUUUCAUUCAACAGGUACUUGUUUAUACGGUGUUCGCUGUACAUUUAUACAUGAUGAACAUCACGCGUCUCCCUUUUCAACCGACACUUUAAAGAAAGUACUGAAUCCAAUCUUUCCUCUAUCAGUGGAUACAAAUCCUUGGAAAUCUGCUUUUUCAUCUAAUAUUUGGUCUUUUAGUAGACGUUAUUCUUCUUCUUCUUCUUCUUCUUCAAUUACUUCUACUUCUACUUCUUCCUCUUUUUCAUUAUUAUCGAUACCUUAUAUUUAUUAAAUAAUGCAUAUUUAUUUCACUUACACUAAAUAAUUUUUAUAUUUACUCUUAUUUUAUUCAUUUUCUUUUUUACAAAUUGAC